Molecule: messenger RNA, 2140 nt
Organism: Neocloeon triangulifer
Lineage: Eukaryota; Metazoa; Arthropoda; Insecta; Ephemeroptera; Baetidae
Exons: 7
Coding region: 124-2046 (640 amino acids)
Source: RefSeq, a predicted model, not a curated record
CAGAUGUGAAACGUAAACAAGGAAUUUGAUCAAAAAAAGACGACAGGUAAGAUAGGUUUCUGACCUUUUCGUCGCAACAAUCAAGCACAGUCGUACAACACCGAAUUUUGCAAAAUCUCCCAGAUGGAGAAAAAGCAAGAAAGUCUAAAGAGACAAGCUGAUUCUGAGCUAGGUGUUUCCAAGGCUUUCAAGAUUGCCAAAGCUAGCGAUGGAUCCAAAGAUGCACAGAAGCCAACUGAAACUGGAGUGUCUUUUAAUAAAAUGGAGCAAGAUCCAAAUUCUUACCGAAUUGAAGUUAGAAAAGAACUUCUUAACAGCUCGAAUGAACAACAAUCUCACCAGCAGGGUUUGCCAUUGGUUCAAGCAGGCAAAAGACCUGCUGAACCUGCCACUGAGGAUAUUCAGAAAGACUCCGAAAGCUGCCUUGCAAAAUCACCAACUCCCCAGAUACAAACUGACAAGUACAAUAAGUUGCUGGUAGAUCACAUGUAUGCCAAGUCUCCAACAAAAGAUGGAUCAACCCCACCAAAAAAAGCCCCAGCGGAAAACCCCUUCAGAAAUACCAAAAUUUACGUGCGAACACCUGCAACAGAAAAAAAUCUUCAAGUACUUUCUGUAGUUGCAACAAAACCUCCUACUUCUAGUGCCUCUGUUCCUUCUACUGCCAGUCAAACUGUUACUCCAGUUGAAAAUUCUUUAGUCAAAGUCUCCCAGCCACUUUCUCUAGCUCAAUCCUCAACAACUAAGAAGAGAUUUGCCCUGAAAACUGUUAGGAAUGGCAAAGUUUGCUAUGUCGUCCCUACUGCAGAGUUUUUAGACAAUGCCAAACUGAGACCUGGAACAAAGCUAAUCAUUAAAGCUAGCUCAAACCUGCAGACAAACUCUACGCUGAAGUUGGAUGAUCAGUUGAAAGAGGAACAAGAACGGGAGCGUCUCCGAUUAGCCGCAAUUUCUACUGCAUCAACCUCUAAAGGAAAAGAGGGUUCAAGCUUGAAUAUUUCUGAAGUGAAAGUUAUUACGAAGAAAUAUCCAGAUUUCCCACUUGAACAAUACUUGACCAGAGACCCCGAAGGCCUGCAGGCGUCUGCAGAGCGGAAGAAAGGAUCUCCAGCCCCAGACAUGAUCUGUGUCAAGCCACAAAGGGUUGCCCGCACCAUUCAAAACAUCUGGUUCGACACUUUCAUUAAAAAGGAGGAUUGCGCCACAAAGGAAGAGGAAUGUGUGGCAACUCUGAUCAACGCUCUGAGUGAAAGCAUCAACAAGUCUAGGUCUUUUGAUGCCACAAUGACGCCCACAUUGGUUCGAAUGCUGAAGAUGAGAGAGGAUGCAAAAAUUGCAAAAUCUUCUUUCAAAAUGGUGAAAACUGGAAACUUUGCCGCUCAGCAGAGAUUGAUAAACCAAGAGAGGAGAAUCAAUGCUCUGGAAAACACAAAGAGAGAAAUGACCGAGAAGCUGAAAAAAUGUCGUCGAAAAGAAGUGUAUUAUGAGAAGCGUUACAAGACUAUGAAGGACGAGGUGGAAAAACUAAAUGCCAAACUGACUGCCAAAUCUUGGGUCAUUGACGAGCUGGAAGGCAAAGUGCCUAAACUGACCUACCUGCUAAUGAGGCGCUUCUUCGAGGACCUAAACAAGGAAGCGCCCCACAAUAGCCAGUACGAGCCCGAGAUCCGCGAGUUCAGCUGUCGGAUGUACAAGGCCUCGUCCAUUGCCUACAAAUAUGUACACUCUGCCUUUAGAAACUGCAUCCCCAACCUCAGGACUGCUAGAGAAUGGUGCAAAAAGGCAGGGGACCAUCAGAAAUCAAUAAUUGAGGAAGUUGUGCAAACAUCCGACUCAAACGAACAAAUUCUGGUUGAACCACGUCGCAUUUUUGCAGAACCAGAGACGCUCGAAGAUACUAUUGCCCAAGUGGCUAGAGGAGAAUUCGGACCGUCAGCCAAUGACUUAGAAAUUGAAACGGCCUCGGAAGUUCCAGUGGUUGUUUACAUGGAACAAGAUUUUGAUUCACAAUAUGUGAUUUCUGAUCACCAUUUCCCUGAAAACUGAUGGUACAAAAUUCCAAUUUUCUGUUCCGCCUUUGAAAGUGAUGUAAUUUUGACACUAAUUUGGAGUGAAAAUGCAAUUUGUUAGUUGAAAGUUU